AUGGCAGCGUCAAGCAACGCAGAGCAAACGCAGUUGCAAGAUAUGGAGGAGGAAGAUCCCGGGAUGGAGGAGAGAGAGAUGGAGUCGGACGACGACGACGAGGAGGGUAUGGGAGUAGAAAAUUCAGACGACGAAGAAGAGGACGACUCCUCGGAAGAUGAGAAGGAGAAUGAAGCCGAAAUACAGCGUCUGGAGGAGCAGCUGUCGAUCAAUGCUUUUGACUACAACUGCCACGUGGAUCUCAUCAAGCUAUUAAAGCAGGAGGGAGAGCUUAUCCGUCUGCGAAAAGCAAGGCAGAAGAUGAGCGAACUUUUCCCACUCACUGAAGAGAUUUGGUUAGAUUGGCUCAAGGAUGAGAUUCGCCUGACUGAGGAGGAGCCAAACCGAGAGAAAGUCUAUGAACUUUUUGAGAGAGCUAUAAAAGAUUACAUCUGCCCAGAUAUCUGGCUUGAAUAUGCACAGUAUUCAAUUGGUGGCAUGGGCUCACCAGGUGGGAUAGAAAAAGUGAGGUCUAUCUUUGAGAGAGCCUUAACAGCUGUGGGCCUCCACAUGACCAAGGGUAACACGGUGUGGGAGGCAUACAGAGAGUUUGAGAACGCCAUUCUAUCCACAGUACAGCCUCCUCCUGGCAGGAUUCCCAGCCAUGAGGAGCAGGAGCUGCUGAACACUCAGCUUGAGCGCAUCCAUACACUGUUUCGCCGCCAGCUGGCCAUCCCCUUAAUGGACAUGGAGGCCACCUACGCAGAGUAUGAAGAGUGGUCUGACCAAGGGGUGGCAGAAACAGUCGUACAUCAGUACAAAAAGGCUUUGCAGCAGAUGGAGAAGUGCAAGGCUUUAGAGGAGCCAUUGCUGGCUGCAGAGCCUCCUAAGCUGACGGAGUAUCAGACCUACAUCGACUUUGAACUGAAGGAGGGUGACCCACCCCGAAUCCAGAUAACCUUCGAACGAGCUCUGGCCGAGAACUGCCUGGUACCAGACAUGUGGGCAAAAUACAACACAUAUCUCGACCGUCAGCUGAAAAUCAAAGACCUGGUUCUUUCCACUCAUGAACGUGCCGUCAGAAACUGCCCCUGGACCAUGGGUUUGUGGAAGAGCUACCUGCUGGCUCUGGAGAGGCACGGGGCUGAUCAUCAAACUGUCUCAGAUGUUUUUGAAAAGGCACUGAAUGCAGGUUUCAUUCAAGCGACAGAUUAUGUGGAAAUUUGGCAGGCAUACCUCGACUACCUGAGGAGACGUGUGGAUUUCAGCAAAGAGUCCAGUAAAGAGUUAGAGGAGUUACGAGGAUCCUUCACUCGAUCUCUGGACUACAUGAAACAAGAUGUUGAAGAAAGAUUUGGUGAAAGUGGAGAUCCUUCCUGUGUCAUAAUGCAGAUCUGGGCAAAGAUAGAGGCCCUCCACUGCAAGAACAUGCAAAAAGCCAGAGAACUGUGGGACAUCAUCAUGACAAAAGGGAACGCCAAAUACGCCAACAUGUGGUUGGAGUACUAUAACCUUGAAAGAUCUUAUGGAGAUGCUAUCCACUGUCGCAAAGCUCUUCACAGAGCAGUCCAGUGCACCUCAGACUACCCAGAGCACGUGUGUGAAGUCCUGCUCACCUUUGAGAGAGUGGAAGGUUCUUUAGAGGACUGGGAUGUGGCAGUGCAAAAGACAGAGACCCGGCUGAACAGGGUUAAUGAGCAACGGGCAAAGGUGGCUGAGAAAGAAGCCAACCUGGCUCGCCAAGACGUGGACAGAGCUGAGCAACGGCGAAAGGCCAAGGCAGAAAAGAAGGGUCAGAAAAAGGGUCAGAAGGACUUUCGACCCAGGGAGAAGAGGAAAGCAGAGCAGGAUGAUUAUCACAAUGAAUGGAAUGAAGACUCCCAACAAGCCCCCAAAAGGCACAGAGGAAACAAGGACCAAACCGGAGAAGAGUAUAUGGAGACAGAGACAGGAGUGUCUGGGAGGAAUGCUCCCCCCGGCUAUAAGCCUACUCCACCUAGCGUUAAAAAAGCCCAGGAGGCUGCCGCCCAGAAGCAACACGACGACAAGCCUGAGCUUCGAAACGAUAACAGCAGUGUGUUCAUCAGCAAUCUGGCAUACACACUGGAGGAGCCCGAGGAAAAACUCAGGACGCUGUUUGAGCCCUGUGGCCCCAUUAAUCAGAUUCGGCCCAUCUUCAGCAACAAAGGGGGCUUCAAAGGCUACUGCUACGUACAGUUUGAAGCCCCGGUGUCAGUCCCUGAAGCCCUGAAGCUGGAUAGACGAGAGGUCGAGGGCAGGCCCAUGUUUGUGUCACCAUGUGUAGACAAAAACAAAAACCCUGACUUUAAGGUGUUCAAAUACAACACAUCUAUUGAGAAACAGAAAAUCUUUAUCUCUGGGCUGCCAUUCUCCUGCACUAAGGAACAACUGGAGGAAAUAAGCAAAAAGUAUGGCACCGUUGUAGAUGUUCGUCUGGUCACGUAUCGCUCAGGAAAACCCAAGGGUCUGGCAUAUGUUGAGUUUGCAGAUGAAACUCAGGCUUCUCAGGCAGUACUGAAAAUGGAUGGUAUGGAGAUAGAGACCAACAAAAUCUCUGUUGCUAUAAGUAACCCUCCUCGCAGGAACAUGAUGGAUAAACCUGGUUCCAGCAGACCCACGACAGACCUGAUGCCUCGACAGGUCUAUGGCUCGAGGGGUAGAGGACGCACCCAACUCUCGUUACUCCCUCGUUCCCUGCAUCGACAAAGUGCACCUAUAAGCAAAGUGGAGAACGGAAAUGCAGCAACAGCAGCGAACACAGCCGGAGAAGCAAAGCCUUUGUCAAAUUCAGACUUUGCCAGGAUGAUUCUCAAUAAGUGAAAGGAUGAGCGAGAGGAUCACGAUCGCCCUCACACUGAAAGCCAUCUUGUGUCCUUACCAAUUAGUGUUGGUGAUUUUUCUGUACUCGGUUACCGGACUUCCCUUUAAUCUCAGUCUUGUUCUCAUCAUCCGUUUUGCGAGAUUGCCUUAAUCACCGAGCUCCUGCCCUCCGUCACAAAACCUUUUUCAACCAACAUCACAGUGACUUUUGACCGGUGUGAAAGAUAGUUUUUGUUGUUGCUGCUGCUGCUGGGUGGUUUUGAAGGUGGCUGGCAGGCUAUUUUAUAAAAAGUGUAUAAUAUUUGUGUGUAAAUAUAUUGUAUCUAAAUUGUUGGCCUCACGUUGCAAAGUGUCUUCUUUUGUGGUUAAAUGUGAAGGGAUGUGACAGAAGCUUAUGGGAGAGUAUUUUUUUAAAUAUUCAAAACAGCCAAACUUGAGUGUGUUUA
Scomber japonicus (chub mackerel) is the source of this 3266-nucleotide messenger RNA. It is a transcript of the gene sart3, whose product is annotated as spliceosome associated factor 3, U4/U6 recycling protein. The transcript has 19 exons. The coding region runs from base 1 to 2820 and encodes 939 amino acids. Gene Ontology annotation, molecular function: RNA binding; protein binding. Gene Ontology annotation, biological process: RNA processing. NCBI's taxonomy places the organism in Eukaryota, Metazoa, Chordata, Actinopteri, Scombriformes, Scombridae. The record is from RefSeq and is a predicted model, not a curated record.